Messenger RNA from Macrosteles quadrilineatus (aster leafhopper), 1356 nucleotides. Its product is annotated as protein takeout-like. Bases 25 to 786 code for a protein of 253 amino acids. The transcript is spliced from 6 exons. The record is from RefSeq and is a predicted model, not a curated record. Lineage: Eukaryota; Metazoa; Arthropoda; Insecta; Hemiptera; Cicadellidae.
UGUCGCUCGCCUUGCCUCUGCAGGAUGAGGGCCCUGGUUGUCGCCGUACUCGUCGCAGUUGUCGCGCCUGCGCUUCCUGCCCCUGCCAAACUCCCACAUUAUAUGAAGCCAUGCCGAAAAAAUGACCCAAAGCUGAACGAGUGUGCGCUCAAGCAUGGCAAGGAGGCGCUUCCAUUUAUUAUACAAGGCGACCCAAAGUACGGCAUCCCCAAGCUCGACCCCCUGGUCAUAGACAGGAUCGUGGUGGGGGACAGCAAGAGGCAAGGCAGCGGAGGUCUGGGGUUGGUCUUCACAUGUGAGAAGUGCAAGUUCCACGGCCUUAAGGGUGUGCAGGCGAAGGCCGUCAGGGUUGACUUGAAGAAGCAGCACAUAGAGUUGGAAGGCUCAGUACCCAAGCUGGACAUCAAGGGCAAGUACACGGCUAAGGGUAGAGUGCUAGUCUUGCCCAUCGAGGGUGCUGGUGACGCUGACCUCACGUUGCGCAACCUCAGCAUAGUAUACAGGACUGACUACGAUCUCAAGAAGGGUAAAGAUGGCAAGGACCACGCCAGAGUCAAGAACCCCAAAAUUGACUUCAAAGCGGGCGGCUUUCACAUCAAGCUGACCAACCUGUUUAAGGGAGACGAAAAUCUAGGUAACAACAUGAACAACUUCCUCAACGAGAAUUGGCGGGAAGUAAUGGCAGAGUUUGGACCAGCUGUUGUGGAAGCAGUGUCCAGGAUAGUGACGUUGGUGGUCAACAACAUCGCCGAGAAAGUCGCCUAUGACGACAUACUCAUCAAGUAGACCAAAAGACCGCACAAUAUGUCAUUGAAUACUUGCCAUACGUAGACAUCUGGGAUGAAAAUGAAGAGUUGUACAAUAAAAAAUAGUAGCAACUUCAUUCAGUCUCGCUCUCUGAGACAAAUUUCUUCUGUAAAUAAACUUAGUGUUGGUGCAAAUGUGAAGGACAUGUGGUUUAAAAACAGCUAAUUCGUCUUAGAAUUUUCACGAAUUAUUUUAAAGGUUACAAAAACUGUUUUGAUUAUUUGAUCGUAUACAUCAUAACAAAAUGCAAUGUGAAUAAAAUUAACAAUUAUUUCUAAACUGUAAUUUUAUAACAAGAUAGAUGUAUAAUGCAUUUCAAAAUUCUGUUUCAAAAUGUUCAUAAAUUUUACAAAAUUUGAAAUGUGUAUAGAAAUUUUCAAAUUUUUAAGAAAUUUUGGUUCUAAUCAUAUAACGAUUUCGGUGAUACCACAGAUCCCAUAGAUUACCAUAGAUACCUUAAGACGUGGAAAAUAGUUUUAAGCUAUAACAUAAGUCAUAUUUUUAGAUUUUAAUUUGUUAUUGUUACGUAAUAAAUUAUUGUCAUUCGUA